AUGGCUGCAGCACUUUUCUUCCAGCAGACUGGGGAAGGGGAUGAAAGGGGCAAAGAAGAGGAAGUUGGCCUGUUUCAUUGUGUCACCACUGUCUACCAAGCUACCAAUGCAAAUGCUAUUAACAAAUGGCAUGAGGUUAUCACCAACAUGUUUUACACAGUGAUCCUUCAUCCUCUCAAAGAGGAGGCAGUGGAGAUGUUUUCCUUCUUCCAAUUGACUGUUCAGGAACAUUUGGCAGCUCUCUACUGUGCCCUCAACCUCUUCAGUCAGGAGGAUAUAACUCAAGCUUUAAACCUCUGGUGCUUUGGGUUACAUCCACCAUCUGUCUCUUCUACAUUGCUAAAAAACAUAGAGCUUAACAUGGACAUGCUGGAUAGUCUUCAAAUGUUCACAAGGUUCUUUAUGGGACUUCUACGAACGAGAUUAGCGAAGCAACUAGAUGGCCUUGUUAACCCCUCCAAGGAGGAAGAGAAUGGAAUCCCCACCGGUCUGGGGUUAUGGUUCCAAGACCAAUUUAAACACAAGGAGAUGAAAAAUGAAACCGCAUUGAAUCUUUUGCAUUGUUUGAUGGAGUUUCACACGAACGAGACCACUACCAUCGCAGCACCAGAGAUUAAGAAGCUUAACUUGUUUAAAAUGAAGUUGAAUAUUGUGGACUGUGCAGCAAUGCACUAUGUGCUGAAGUUUUCUCCACACACGCUUCAGGAACUCAACCUGGGUUACUCCAACAUUGGAAACAGAGGACUCAACCGACUGAGGCCAAUCCUCCAUCACUGUGAAUCUCUCUAUUUGAGAUACAACUGUCUGGAUUGGCAAGCAGCUUUAUUAGAAUCUGCAGUUCUGAAAUCAAACGAAUGCCAAGUCAAGAAACUCUUUAUGUGUGGAAACAACCUGGGUCCAGAAGGGGUUAAUGAGCUGUGGACCGCACUGGAGAAUAACACCACUGUUGAAGAGCUCUAUGUGGACAUCACUGGUAUCACAGAGAAAGGGACGGAAAAUAUUGUUGACUGCCUCAGCAAAAACACUUCCCUUAAGAUUCUGACAAUUGUUGGAAAUGACAUUGGAGAGCUGGGCAGAAAAAGGCUCAGGGAACUGGAGAAAUUGAGACCAGAUCUAAGGAUUAUUGCAAACUUUGUGGACGACCUGGGGUUGCUCCAGGCCUACCUGGGCUGGGUGGAGGAGAUCCGUGCCGACAGGGACCAGAUGGACUCAGUGAAGAAUGUUGAUGCUCUGCAGUCAGUGCUGAGAGGCCUGCAGAACAGUGGAGGGGAAAUGGAGAAAGGAGAGAAUGCAGAUAAAGCUAUGGAGCUUCAGAUAAAGAUUGAGGAGCUGCUAAAAUCACAUCUGAUUGGAGGGAGUUGAACUUAACUUUUGUUUCAUAUUAUGUUGGAAUAAUCAAAAACAUUUUAAACAAACUGACAUAAUGAAUUUAGUCUGUUAAAGCAGGCUUCUCUGAAUUUAUGUGGCAUGUGUUUUUCAGUUUUUUCAAAAGAAGCUCUAGAAAUCACGGGUAAGUUCAGGUGGUUCUGUAAAUGCAGAUAUAAUCAAACUUAUUUGUCUUUAACAGAAUCUCCACCUUUUUUAGACAUUGAUCA
Messenger RNA from Xiphophorus maculatus (southern platyfish), 1595 nucleotides. RefSeq names its product protein NLRC3-like. Lineage: Eukaryota; Metazoa; Chordata; Actinopteri; Cyprinodontiformes; Poeciliidae. The record is from RefSeq and is a predicted model, not a curated record. The transcript has 6 exons. The coding region runs from base 1 to 1362 and encodes 453 amino acids.